Prunus armeniaca (apricot) is the source of this 264-nucleotide messenger RNA. The record is from the annotation of a GenBank genome assembly. Lineage: Eukaryota; Viridiplantae; Streptophyta; Magnoliopsida; Rosales; Rosaceae.
AUGAUCUCAUUCUAUGUUCAUGAGGCGGCUCGAAUCAAGAAGGAAAAAGAGGCCAAUACCUCACACCUCACCACCAAUGCCCACAAACAACAUCACUUUAAGCCAAGUUCACAUGUUGUUGCCAAUAAGGACAACACCAAGGCUAAUCCUCCUCCUAAAAGAUUUCGUAAGCCAGAGGAAACUAAGUACAGACCAAGACAUGUCUUCAUAGGGAAUGGCAAAAAGUUCCAGUUCAUGCAUUACGAUCAAUUAGGCUUCAACUAG